CUUCGGCUCUGCAUCUUUUGUUCCAGUUGUUAGUUUUCGCCCUGUUCGCCCUGGAAAUGGAAGCGGCAGAGACGGAGGCCUGGAUGGACCGAGCCAUUGACAUGGCUAAGAAAGCACUAGAGAAUGGUGAAGUACCCGUUGGCUGUCUCAUGGUCUACAAUAAUGAGAUCAUAGGGAAGGGGAAGAAUGAAGUGAAUGAAACUAAAAAUGCUACUCGCCAUGCAGAAAUGGUAGCAAUUGAUCAGGUGAUAGACUGGUGUUGUCAGCACAAGAAGGACCCUGAAGAAGUAUUUGGGCACACAGUAUUAUAUGUCACUGUAGAACCCUGUAUAAUGUGUGCAGCUGCCCUGCGCAUGAUGAAAAUCCCACUUGUUAUAUAUGGCUGUCAAAAUGAACGAUUUGGAGGUUGUGGCUCAGUUUUGAACAUCUCUUCUGCUACCUUAACAGACACAGGAGAACCAUUUCAGUGCAUAGCUGGUUAUCAAUCGGAAGAAGCUGUGGAAAUGUUGAAAACAUUCUACCGACAAGAAAAUCCAAACGCACCAAAAUCAAAAGUUCGAAAAAAGGAAUGCUUUAACUGAUCGGAAGAAUAGUCAUCCCAAGGCUUAUGUGAAGCUCUCCUUCCCUUGACUGUGGUUCCUUAGCACUAAGAUGGAACACUAGAUGGGCCACUGGUCUGAUCCAGCAGGGCUCUUCUUAGGUUUUUAAGAUGUAGAUUAGGUCAUAUCUGUUACUGUACAGGAUAUCAUGAUGUUUCAUUUACAAGUUUCAAUGAUAGUCAAAUAAUCACAAAAGAAAAUGUAAAAAUGUUGGGCUUUCCUUUUCUUGGUGAUAAAAAACCCAGAAAGUGGGAGAGCAUCUUUCUACCUUUAAUCAGAAUGAACAGUUCUAUUCCAUACCAGUUUUAGCUGUAUUAAGGGCAACCUUUGGUUUGAGAGCUGUAACUUGCCUUGAGACAGAGCACUGAGACAGUCAUGUUUGGACCAGUAGAGUACACUAUCAUCUGCAUACUUUGAUUUCUGGCAGGCCACUGGGAGCCCUUGGCCUCCCCUGUUCUCAGUAGCACGCUAAAAUUCAUUGCACUGUGAUCUGUGCGCUCGGUCAGCCUGAACUUCAGGAUUGCUUCUUUAUUCAGCACUGUCCCCAGAGGUGAAUGCCUCAAUGAUGCUUUCACAAGUACUUAACCUGUUAGGUCUCGCUUAGCAUAUUUUUACCAUACCCAUUUCCUUCUGGUUAAGUGUUGCUGAUGUAAUAGUUGUGUUUAGGGAACAAAAAUAUUCUGACAUCCCAGAAAAGCUAUCUAUGACACUAACGCCUGGCAUCCCCAAUAUUUUAGUGGAUGAAGAAUAGUACAUCUACAAGAGGUUACAAAUGGGCCAGUUCUGCACAAAUGCUUUGACUCUAACCAGAGAUAUAACUAUAUAACAUUUAUAGUGGGUUAGAUGCAGCAGAAAAUGUCAGUGAAGGGGGGAUGAUUUUUGCCAGUUUCCCCACCCCACUGCAGAUCAACAGUUUCCCCCUCGUGUUGUUCCUGGGAGACCCUUUUCCCUCAGGAGCAGCAUUUCAGGAAUCAUUUCAGGUUUGCAGGGGAAGCAAGGAAUUCCUGAUCUGGUAUAGGAUUCCCUUUUGUUGAUAGAGCUUUUCUGCAGAAUCCAAGCUAACCUCUGUUGAAAAACUCAUCUUACCCAAUCAAAGAUCAGUUUUCUCAAAAAUAUUUGCAAAUUAAAUUUGUGAAGUUGUAUUGCAAUGUAGCUUGUUAUUUUACCCUUUCUUUGAUGUGGUCACUGGGCAGACAGAAAGUUCUUAAUGCUAACUUCCACGUUUCAUAGUCUAAACUACCAAAAUUGAUAACUUUAAGAGGGCAGGGCAACAGUAAUAAGAAAAAUCCAGGACCAAGUUAAGAAGACUCCAUGCUUGCAGUUUCAUUUUGUUGUUCCUAAAAUGUAAUAUGAUGUAGUCCAGAAGAGGGCCUUGCUGUUCCAGUAAUGAGUGAUUUGGGGAGUUCUGAAGUGAACUCUUAUUCUUUAAGAACGUGCAUGCCAAGCAAGAAAACAGGCUAGAAAAACAAGUUGCUCAAAGCCAUAUAGGCUUUUAAUAAUAAAGGCAAGUUAUUCUAACAGUUUGGUUAGAAAAUUCAGAAUAAGAAUGUUGCUUCAAUAUUUCAGUCUUCUACCAUGCAGAACAGCAAAAGAAGUAUACCAGAAUGUUAUUUAAUAAAGAUUAAUAUUUCUACCA
Eublepharis macularius is the source of this 2235-nucleotide messenger RNA. It is a transcript of the gene ADAT2, whose product is annotated as adenosine deaminase tRNA specific 2. Lineage: Eukaryota; Metazoa; Chordata; Lepidosauria; Squamata; Eublepharidae. The record is from RefSeq and is a predicted model, not a curated record. Gene Ontology annotation, molecular function: tRNA-specific adenosine-34 deaminase activity; zinc ion binding. The coding region runs from base 57 to 581 and encodes 174 amino acids. Gene Ontology annotation, cellular component: nucleus; cytoplasm. Gene Ontology annotation, biological process: tRNA wobble adenosine to inosine editing. The transcript has 6 exons.